Molecule: messenger RNA, 1092 nt
Organism: Anopheles marshallii
Lineage: Eukaryota; Metazoa; Arthropoda; Insecta; Diptera; Culicidae
Product: sorbitol dehydrogenase-like
Exons: 2
Coding region: 1-1092 (363 amino acids)
Biological process (GO): D-sorbitol catabolic process
Molecular function (GO): L-iditol 2-dehydrogenase (NAD+) activity; zinc ion binding
Source: RefSeq, a predicted model, not a curated record
AUGGCACCGAACAAAAACCUUGCUGCGACCGUUUACGGACCGAAUGACCUUCGUCUGGACGAGCGUCCCAUACCGGAUCCCGCCUUUAACGAGGUAGUGGUGGAGGUGGAUAGCUGUGGCAUUUGCGGAACGGACAUCCACUUCCUGAAGGAUGGUGGUUUCGGUGCCCAGCGCCUAAUCAAACCGAUAGUGCUUGGCCACGAGUCGGCCGGUGUCGUGCGCAAGGUGGGCAGCUCAGUGACGCACCUGAAGGUGGGCGAUCGGGUCGCGAUCGAACCGGCAGCCGGUUGCCGCACGUGUGAUCUGUGCAAAGUGGGCAAGUACAACAUCUGCCUGGAUGGGAAACAUUGUACGACCCAGAAGCAUGACGGAAACUGCUCGAACUACUAUGCGCAGUAUGCUGACUGUUGCUUCAAGCUGCCGGACCACGUUACGAUGGAGGAGGGCGCAUUGCUGGAACCGUUGGCGGUUGCCGUCUAUGCUGGCCGGCGAGCUCAGAUAGGUUUGGGACACAAGGUGGUCAUCUUUGGCGCGGGUCCAAUUGGGUUGGUGUGUUUGAUUGCUGCCAGAGCGAUGGGAGCUACCCGUACAGUGAUUCUAGACCUGGAGCAUGCGAAACACCGACUGGAGAUAGCUAAAAAGCUCGGUGUUACCGGUACGAUCGGAAUACGCAAAGAGGACACGGAAGAUGAUCUGGUGAAAAGAAUUCAUGAGAUUCUGGGUGGUCCAGCCGACCGUGUGUUGGAGUGUUCCGGUUCACAGCCCGGUAUGCGAGUGUCGAUCAAGGCAACGAGGAACGCCGGCCGCAUCUGUUUGGUGGGGCUGGGCAACAAAGAUGUGCAGCUACCGAUGGUGGAUGCAAUCUCGCGGGAAAUCGAAAUCAUCACUGCCAUGCGUUACAAUCACGACUACCCAGCCGCGUUGGAAAUUGUCGCCAGCGGAUACGUCGACGUGAAGCCAUUGGUUUCGCAUCACUUCGAUCUGCAGGACGUGCAUGAGGCAUUCCGGGUUGCAUCGCAGGGCGAGGGAAUUAAAAUUAUGAUCCAUCUCGUUCCACGCGACACUAACAACCCUACAAAGUUUAUCAACUGA